Messenger RNA from Geodia barretti, 774 nucleotides. Lineage: Eukaryota; Metazoa; Porifera; Demospongiae; Tetractinellida; Geodiidae. The record is from the annotation of a GenBank genome assembly.
GAACCAAUCACUGUUGGCUACGACCCUGCAACAUACGUAACAACUGAAAGUGAUGGAAGUGUGACUCUCACAGUUAGGGUCUUCAGUCAUCCCGGUGGAGCUCCACGACCUUUCACUCUUGUUGUCGACACACAAGAUGGCACCGCAACUGCAACUGAUAGUGACUAUGUACCAGUGACUGGUGAGAUCAUACAGUUCAAUGCGGGAGAUGUCAUUCAGACCCACACAAUCACUAUCAAUAAUGAUGAAGAGUGUGAAGACGAACCAAAUGAGAGCUUCUUCUCUAACAUUGCUCUGGACGGUGGUAUCGACAUUGAUAUUACGAUUGAUCAAGCUGUUAUCACUAUUAAUGACACUGCUGAGCCAGAGUGUGAACCAAUCGCUGUUGGCUAUGAUCCUGCAACAUAUAUGACAACUGAAAGUGAUGGAAGUGUGACUCUCACAGUUAGGGUCUUCAGUCAUCCCGGUGGAGCUCCACGACCUUUCACUCUUGUUGUCAACACAGAAGAUGGCACUGCAACUGUUUCUGAUGGAGACUAUACAUCAGUUAGCAAUGAUACUAUUCAAUUCAAUGUGGGAGAUGUCACUCAGACCCACACAAUCACUAUCAACGAUGAUGAUGAAUGUGAGAAGGAUCCAAACGAGAAUUUUUUGUCCAUCAUUGCCCUGGACAGUGGUAUUCCUGAUAUCAAUGUGACUGUGCCUCAAGCUACAGUCACAAUCAAUGAUUCUGGCGAAGAAGAAUGCAGAGAUAUCCGUGUUGGCUAUGAGAUG